This is a messenger RNA of Prorocentrum cordatum, 323 nucleotides long. The record is from the annotation of a GenBank genome assembly. NCBI's taxonomy places the organism in Eukaryota, Dinophyceae, Prorocentrales, Prorocentraceae.
GUUUUUUUUUCUUCUUCUAGGAGCGCCCGAGUCGGCGCCCGCGAGCUCGCUGGGGGGGGGCAGGGCCGGGGGAUGUCGCUCCAGAGGCGCGACGCCCCCCAGCGCCUCACCCCGAGGAGAGGCGCGGCCGCACAGCCGGACCCCCUGGCAGCGGUCGCCGCCGCGCCGCCGAGCGCCCGGACGAGGUCCUGCCUGCAGCCCCGUGACCAGAUCCUGGUCCCCGAGCUGGCCGCCCUCCGUCGGGCCGAAGACUCGCUGAGGGCCGACCAGGAGAGGUUGCACAGCAAGUAUCGCUUCAUGCAGCCGAACCCCGUUUCGGCGCG